Messenger RNA from Spirodela intermedia, 750 nucleotides. The record is from the annotation of a GenBank genome assembly. Lineage: Eukaryota; Viridiplantae; Streptophyta; Magnoliopsida; Alismatales; Araceae.
AUGUGUUGGAGGCUUCUGAAACACUCCUUGUCUUCUUUCCCCUUCUUCUUGUUGCACUCAUUUUCUGUAGUUGAUGGCAAUGCUUUCAUCUACGCUGAUUGCUCGCCGGGCAAGUUUGAGGCCAGCACCCCCUUCCAGGCCAACCUCAUCUCCCUCCUCUCCUCCAUCGCAACCUCCUCCGCCGAGCUAUCCUACAACAGCUUCGCCAUGAACAACAACGGGACUGCGCCACCCGAAGCAGCCGUCUACGGGCUCUACCAGUGCAGGAACGAUCUCAGCGUGGCCGACUGCGCCACCUGCGUCGUCAGCGCCGCCGGCCAGCUCCGCCUGAUCUGCGCCUACGCCUUCUCGGCGGCGCUGCAACUCGACGGCUGCCUCGUCCGCUACGGCAACGACAACUUCCUGGGCCGACCCGACACGACGCUGGUGCACAGGCGGUGCAACUCCGAUACGACGGCCGAUACGGAGUUCUUCCGGCGGAGGGACGACGUGCUGGGGGAUCUGCAGAACGGGGUGGGUUUCCGGGUGAGCAGCUCCGGCUCGGUGGAGGGCUACGGGCAAUGCCUGGGGGAUCUGUCCUCCGGCGACUGCGCCACCUGUCUCGCCGCCGCCGUCUCGCAGCUCAAGAACGCAUGCGGCUCGGCCCUCGCCGCCGAUGUUUUCCUGGGACAGUGCUACGCGAGGUACUGGGCCUCUGGUUACUACCCCAAUUCUUCCCAAGGUGGAUUCUCUCUCUCUCUCUCUCUCUAA